AUGAGCAGCAGCGACAACAUCAACACCACUCGCCUGCAUGUCCUUGCCGCGGUCGCCAGCCAGGAGGAGCAUCUCCCUGCCCACGAGCGCCUCCACUACGAUUGCCUGCUCAUCCUGGCCGAGGCCGCAAACCGGGCGCUCGCCGGGCUUAUUAGUUCAGAAGAGGGAAGCGAGAAAGAAGAAGAAGAAGAAAUCGACGGGGGUACCUGGGAAGAGAACCCCCCGGGCGCCCGCACCACUGAAUCCGACUAUGACGGCGGCGGCAGCACGAGCGAGGCUGAAGACACGAUUAUCGCCUGGGCCAAGACGUCCACCUCCGUCUCCCGCCGGGACCGCCGCCGCUCUCCACCGAACCUGCGCCGAGAAAACAAGAACAUGGCCACGCGACGCCGCCGCCGGCGGCUGGAGCAGCAGCGACGGGGCCGACAAGCCCGCGGAGGCGGCGACGACUGCCCGCGGCGGGACGACGACGGCCACCGGGUAGCUGACGGCGCAUCCCGGGCCUUGUGCCAGGUCGUCCGGCGGGACGGGUUAGGCGGCGCCUCCCUGCGGUAUCAACGGCAAGCGGCAAUCGCCUUUUCUGCCGUAGGAGACCGUACCGGUCUGAUCUUGACCAUGACCGACGCGGGACACGUCCGAAUAGAGUUUACCCAUGCACGUACCGAGGACAAGUAG
Messenger RNA from Thermothelomyces thermophilus ATCC 42464, 675 nucleotides. RefSeq lists its product as uncharacterized. Bases 1 to 675 code for a protein of 224 amino acids. NCBI's taxonomy places the organism in Eukaryota, Fungi, Ascomycota, Sordariomycetes, Sordariales, Chaetomiaceae. The record is from RefSeq and is a predicted model, not a curated record. The transcript has 2 exons.